AUGCACCACUUCAUUAAUUGUGAGCCUCAUCACAGGCUAAGAGACCUGGCGAAAAAACAUGGUCCUCUUAUGCACUUACAGCUCGGCGAAAUUCCAACUCUUAUUGUUUCUACGCCUGAAGCCGCUAGAGAAGUGCUGAAAAAUAAUGAUAUUAACUUCGCUCAAAGGCCUCCUCUUCUUUGUGCAGAUGUUGUAGCUUAUGGUUGCACAGAUGUUGUGUUUUCACCAUACGGAAACUACUGGCAACAGCUACGAAAGAUGUGCAUUACUCAGCUUAUGACUCCCAAAUCUGUGCAAUCUUUCAGAGGAAUCCGGGAAGAGGAGGUAUCAAAAUUCGUUAGUUUGUGUUCUUCAAGAGCUAAAGGAACGAUCAAUAUUAGCAAGGGAAUUUUUUCAAUGAUGUUUGACAUCACAACGAGAUCGGCGUUUGGUGAAAUAAUGAAAGAUCAAAAGGCGUUCUUGGAUGCCAUUGAAGAAGGUUUAGAGGUGGGUGGAGGUUUCACUGUGGCUGAUAUGUUUCCUUCCUUCAAAUAUAUUGACUAUAUCAGUGGGGCAAAGAGGAGACUUGAAGCGAUUCAUCGCAAAGUUGAUGGAAUGUUUGAUGAAAUGAUUAAUGAGCAUAAAAAUAAAAAGCCAGCCAUGAAGAAAGAUGAGGAUGAAGAGGAUCACAAAGAUCUGUUAGAUCUUCUUUUGGAAGCUCAAAAGAAUGGAGACCAUGAAUUUACCUUAAGCAAUGACAACAUCAAAGCAGUUAUCGUGGACAUUUUUACCGCUGGGAGUGAUACAUCAGCUUCAACUGUGGAAUGGACAAUGUCUGAAUUGAUAAAAAAUCCAAGUGUGAUGGCAAAAGCACAAGCAGAAUUAAGAAAUGUGUUUCGAAUGAAAGGAACAGUUGAUGAAGACGGCCUUCAUGAAUUAAAAUAUUUGAAGGCAGUAAUCAAGGAAUCUAUGCGGUUACACCCAGCUGCUGCUUUGUUACUUCCAAGAGAAUGUAGGAAAAGUUGUGAGAUAUUCGGAUAUGAAAUACCUGUGAAGACCAGAGUUUUAGUAAAUUCGUGGGCGAUAGGGAGGGAUCCAAAUUACUGGAGCGAAGCUGAGAAGUUUAAUCCUGAGAGAUUUAUUGAAAAUGGAUUUGACUACAAAGGGGCGCCUAAUCUUGAGUUCAUCCCAUUUGGAGCUGGAAGGAGAGUUUGUCCUGGCAUAGGAUUCGCUAUAGCCAAUGUGGAGCUUCCACUUGCCCAUUUGCUAUAUCAUUUUGAUUGGAAACUUCCCAAUGGACAAAAGAAUGAAGAUCUUGACAUGACUGACGUUUUUGGUCUUACAGUGGGAAGAAAAGAUGACCUAAUCUUGGUUCCAAUUCCUCAUCUCCCUCAGCCUGUUGGCUAA
Molecule: messenger RNA, 1386 nt
Organism: Pistacia vera
Lineage: Eukaryota; Viridiplantae; Streptophyta; Magnoliopsida; Sapindales; Anacardiaceae
Product: premnaspirodiene oxygenase-like
Exons: 2
Coding region: 1-1386 (461 amino acids)
Molecular function (GO): heme binding; iron ion binding; oxidoreductase activity, acting on paired donors, with incorporation or reduction of molecular oxygen
Source: RefSeq, a predicted model, not a curated record